This is a messenger RNA of Solanum tuberosum (potato), 877 nucleotides long. Its product is annotated as dehydration-responsive element-binding protein 1A. The record is from RefSeq and is a predicted model, not a curated record. The transcript has a single exon. Gene Ontology annotation, molecular function: DNA-binding transcription factor activity; DNA binding. NCBI's taxonomy places the organism in Eukaryota, Viridiplantae, Streptophyta, Magnoliopsida, Solanales, Solanaceae. Gene Ontology annotation, biological process: regulation of DNA-templated transcription. Bases 66 to 776 code for a protein of 236 amino acids.
CUACUUCAUUAUCUUUACUCUCUCAUCAAAUAAUUAAGUCAGUUUUCAACAAUAUUACUAUAGAUAUGUUUCCAAGCUAUUAUUCGGAGCCACUCACUCAAUUAUCAUCAUCGUCAUCAUCAAUACUAUCUGAUAAUAGCAAUCACUACUCCCCUAAUAAUAAUUUUUCUGAUGAGGAAGUUAUUAAUUUAGCUUCAAAUAACCCGAAAAAGCCAGCUGGCAGGAAGAAGUUUCGAGAAACUCGACAUCCCGUAUUCAGGGGAAUCAGGAUGAGGAAUUCCGGAAAAUGGGUUUGUGAAGUUAGAGAACCAAAUAAGAAAUCUAGAAUUUGGCUCGGCACAUUCCCUACUGCUGAAAUGGCGGCUAGAGCUCAUGACGUGGCGGCUUUAGCAUUAAGGGGCCGUUCUGCUUGCUUGAACUUUGCUGACUCUGUUUGGAGGUUGCCUAUCCCUGCUUCCUCCAACUCUAAGGAUAUUCAAAAGGCGGCCGCUGAGGCCGCCGAAAUCUUCCGACCAUCAUCAUUAGAAGAGUCGGAAGAAGUUUCAGGAGAAUGUAGCAAUACUACUACUCCUGAAACGCCAGAAAAGGCCCUCUCUAUGAAUGAGGAAGCGCAAGUGAAUAGUUUCUUCAUGGAUGAGGAAGCGCUCUUCUACAUGCCAGGAUUAAUUGCGAAUAUGGCGGAAGGACUCAUGCUACCUCUACCUCAAUGUUUAGAAAUCGGAGAUUAUGUAGAAGCUGAUGAUGCUUACAUGUCUUUAUGGAAUUAUUCAAUCUAAAUGAGGAUAUAUUUAGGAAAUUUUUAUAGUAUAUACAUACAAGUGCAGUAAUUUAGUAACAAAUGUAGACAGAGUGAGCAAGUUAAUCUAAUUAGCACCUA